AUGUCAAACGAUAUCGAAUUUGAAGAAUUUCCUGUACCUGUGGCAGAUAUAAAUCGCAAGGUGCUAGGCCGAUUUCUACGGACAAGUGAUCGCCUCCACUUCGUCUCUGAUGAGGGAUCUAAUGCUUAUAAAGCUCAGUACUGUGAAUUAACUGAGAAGACUAGUCUGUACCCAAAUGUAAUUAUGAGAGGAACAAAAUUAAUAUUGAUGGAGGUAGGAAAUGUAAAAUUUCUGGAUUCUCUCAAUUAUUUUCCUAUGCCUCUAACUGCUCUACCCAAGGCGUUUGAUUUGAAAGAGCUAAAGAAAGGAUACUUUCCACAUCUAUUCAACACUUUGGCUCAUCAGAAUUAUCUAGGGCCAAUUCCAGCGCUCGACUUCUACGAUCCCGACCAUUUAAAAGAAGACACUCGGGAAAAAUUAUUAAAAUGGCAUGGCGAAAGAGAAGCGGAGGGAUACGUUUUUGAUUUUCAGAAAGAAAUCGUUGAAUACUGUAUCUCCGAUGUGGAAAUAUUGACACAGGCGUGUCUCAAAUUUCGAGACCUGAUGAAAACCGAAACCACAGUCGAUCCCUUCCAGGAAAGCACCACUAUUGCAUCAUGCUGUAACAAAGUCUUUAGACGCAAUUUUUUAAAACCUGAGACGAUCGGGAUUCUACCGAACCAGAACUUAUAUCACCCCGUUUUACCGUCAAAAAUGAACAACAAAUUGAUGUUUGUUAACUGUCAAAAAUGUGGUGAAGAUUUCGUUCGAGAAGAGUGUCAGCAUUCUAUUCAAGAAAGAAGCCUAAAAGGAACUUGGGUGAUAGAAGAGGUGCUCAAAGCUAUUGAAAAAGGUUACCAGAUUAUAGAGACUUACGAAAUAUGGGAAUACGAUACAAUUCAGCUCAGUAAAGACCAAGAGGGGUUAUUUAGCGGAAUGAUGAACAAGUUUCUACAAAUAAAACAACAAGCUUCAGGAUGGCCCAAACAUUGCUUAACGGAUGAAGAAAAAAACCGUUAUAUUGAUGCAUUUUUGGAUACAGAGGACAUAAAGCUGGAAUUUUCAAAAAUUAUAGAGAACCCCUGUUUGAGAUCGUUAGCUAAACUUAUGCUGAAUUCUUUUUGGGGUAAAUUUGCUCAAAAAGAAAACCAAAACAAAACCUCAAUAGUCAGAGACUGUGGUGAAUUCUUUGAUAUGCUGACUAAUCCUUCUAUUCAUGUAAAUACAGUUCUCCCGGUAAACGAAGAAACCCUUCUCGUAACUUGGGAAUUUAGAGAAGAGGCGUAUGACGUUUCUUCAACGGUUAACGUUGUAUUGGCUUCAUACGUCACGGCCCUAGCUAGACUAAAAUUAUAUUCAUUCUUGGAGAAAGUGGAAGAAAGGGCAGUUUACGUAGAUACAGAUUCAUGUAUUUAUAUCUCUCGUAAGGGAUUAGACGACAUAUCUACAGGCGACUUCAUAGGUGAUAUGACCGAUGAGCUCAAUGGGGGUUUCAUAUCAGAGUUUGUUUCUGGAGGACCUAAGAACUACGCCUACAAAUAUACUACUUUGUCUGGAGAGGAACAGAUCGUAUGUAAAGUAAAAGGCAUAUCACUCAACUACAAGGCAUCCCAAGUGGUCAAUUUUGAGAAAAUAAAAGACAUGGUGCUGAAGAAAUCUGAUCCUGUUUCUGUACUUUCUCGACAGCUACGACGUACAAGAGAGCAUGCAGUAGUAACAGUCGAGUUUCCUAAGCUAUACAAGAUAACUUCAAUGAAAAGGAAAUUCUAUGAAGAUCAUACCUCUGUACCAUUUGGAUUUAAGAAAAUAAAAUAUUGA
Acanthoscelides obtectus is the source of this 1797-nucleotide messenger RNA. The record is from the annotation of a GenBank genome assembly. NCBI's taxonomy places the organism in Eukaryota, Metazoa, Arthropoda, Insecta, Coleoptera, Chrysomelidae.